AUGCGGGGCGGCGGGGGCCGCGGGCAGAGGCGCCCAGCAGCCGGCGCGCGGGGGUGGCUCAGGUCCAGACUCGGGGCCGGCGCGGACGCCGUGGGCUGCUGCUCCGGCCGCCGCGCGCUCAUCUUCCUCCGCGCUUUCCAGCUGGUCACUGCCCUGCAGCGGCAGGUGUUCGACUUCCUGGGCUGUCAGUGAGCGCCCAUCCUGGCCACCUUUGUCCACAUCGUCGUGGUCAUUCUGGGGCUCUUUGGGACCAUCCAGCACUGGCCUGGCUAUGUCGUGGUGGUGACUGUGUGGGCAGCCGUCUGGGUUACCUGGAAUGUCUUCAUUAUCUGCUUCUUCCUGGAGGCGGGGGGACUGUCGAAGAGCAGCGAGCUCCUGACCUUCAACCUCUCGCACUGCUCCUGGUGGCAUGAGCAUGGCCCAGGCUGCCCGCGUGAGGAGCCACAGGCUGGUCUUGGGUCCCUAGACGGCCUUGGUGCCAGGCAUUGGCUGCGCCCUGGGGGCAUGGCUACGCUGCGGCCCUGCAUGGGGCCCUGCAGUGGGGAGGGCCCCUGGAGCCUCAGUGUGCUGCUCAGCAAAAUAGGUUCGGAACGGGCUCCAGCCCCAGGUCAGGAUCCUUGCAAGACCGAGGUGGUGCCCUUUCGUUGGGUUAAUGCCCAGGGGCUGGUGAAGGGGCUGUUCCAAGUCUGGCUCCUGGCCUUCGUCUACGCCUGCUACAUGGUCAGCGUUUUCACCGAGGAGGACAGCUUGGAUUUCACUGGUGGAUUUGACCCACUUCCUCUCCGCCACGUCAAGGAGAAGCCUUCCAGCCUCUUGUUUGAGCAGGCGCACUAGUAAGCAUGGCCAGCAGAGCCCGCCCCUGGCUGGGCCUGGCCAGUUGGUUUAGCGUAGCUGC
Lontra canadensis (Northern American river otter) is the source of this 895-nucleotide messenger RNA. It is a transcript of the gene NKAIN4, whose product is annotated as sodium/potassium transporting ATPase interacting 4. NCBI's taxonomy places the organism in Eukaryota, Metazoa, Chordata, Mammalia, Carnivora, Mustelidae. Gene Ontology annotation, biological process: regulation of sodium ion transport. The record is from RefSeq and is a predicted model, not a curated record.